GCUUCUGCUGCGAAAGUUGUCAGGUUCUCCACGUGGUAGAAGCUUGAAGAUCAAUCUAGAUCAGGAUUUCAUUACAAUUUUUCAGUUACAUUGAAGCAUAUAUAAAUUUAAAUGUCGUUUCGAGGAGGAAGAGGGAACGGCGGAGGUGGUAGAGGUGGAGGUUUCGGAGGACGUGGAGCUGGAGGAGGCCGUGGCGGACGCGGCGGUGGUUUUGGUGGACGAGGAGGUGGUGGUGGUUUUGGUGGACGUGGUCCCCAAGACUUUGGACCUCCAGAAUAUGUAAAGGAGUUAGGAUACUUCACUCACCCUUGCCAGGAUGAUCUGGUCUGUAGAUGUACACUUGAUGAUGUUCCAUAUUUCAAUGCCCCCAUCUAUCUAGAAAACAAGCAACAGAUUGGUAAAGUGGAUGAAAUUUUUGGUUCAAUCAAAGAGUAUUCGGUUACAGUGAAACUUAGUGAUGAUGUAAAAGCCAAAUCAUUUACGCCAAAUCAAAAGAUCUACAUUGACCCUGCAAAGCUACUGCCACUAGCCAGAUUUUUACCACAAACUGGAGGUGGACGUGUACAGAAACGCGGUGGAGGCCGUGGAGCACCUGGUGGCAGAGGCGGUCGUGGAGGAGGGUUCGGCCGUGGCGGUGGAGAUCGUGGUGGUCGAGGAGGUUUUGGUGGACGCGGCGGCGGUGGAUUUGGCGGCCGCGGCGGCGGAUUCGGUGGACGAGGCGGCGGUGGUGGAUUCGGUGGACGAGGCGGUGGUGGAUUCAGAGGAAGAGGAGGCUAAUAUGUUGACUGCUUGUUCAUGACGGAGAUUCGCUUUUGUUUCUAUUGACCAUAACUUUCUUUUAUAGGACUUCAAAUACAAACUGGAGACU
Messenger RNA from Daphnia carinata, 868 nucleotides. RefSeq names its product H/ACA ribonucleoprotein complex subunit 1-like (gene Gar1). Gene Ontology annotation, biological process: ribosome biogenesis; snoRNA guided rRNA pseudouridine synthesis. NCBI's taxonomy places the organism in Eukaryota, Metazoa, Arthropoda, Branchiopoda, Diplostraca, Daphniidae. The record is from RefSeq and is a predicted model, not a curated record. The transcript is spliced from 4 exons. Gene Ontology annotation, cellular component: box H/ACA snoRNP complex. The coding region runs from base 112 to 777 and encodes 221 amino acids. Gene Ontology annotation, molecular function: box H/ACA snoRNA binding.